AUGGAAAGCCACCUAAGCAAUUUCGAAGUCGACAUUUAGAAUAAUUUCAAGCAAUAUAUGAGCUAGAUACCAUUUGAGAUCAAUUUCAUGAUUACAAUAAAAUCCUAACUUACUUAUUUCAACCUUAAGAGUAAAAAUGGGUCCAAUCAAAUGACAAAAAAUUAAGUUGAACCACUAAACUAAACUGACCUAUCUAAACUUGAGGCCUCAACAAUGUUAUCAUCGAAAUUUUUUGAAGAAGUAUAUCACCAAAACUAGUCCAUUAUUUAAAUUUCUAAAACUUAAAUAAUACCUUUCCUGUCAGAGCAAAAUGUGCAUGAUUUCUCCACUAUAUAAAUUGAGUUUGACUGCAAAAAAUUUGGGGUAAUGAUGUCAAUUAUCUUAGAUUUUUAAGAAGAUGUGGUUUAUCUGAUAUUUUUAAAGCCAAAAGUCCAUUUUAUCAACUCAUAAUUGAGUUUCUAUGUUUGCUUAAAAGAGCUUAAUGGAUAUUUUGUCAAGAUUAUAGAGCACCUACAGUAAAAUUAAGAAAAUGAAAAGAUAGUAGAAGUACUUGAUAAUGCUAACUAAUAGGAAAAAGCUGCAAGCAAACCAUCAUCUUAAGAAAAAGAAAAAGAUGCCAAUAAUGAUAAUGAAGAAUAGAAUUCUUAAGAUACAUAGAUCAUCAAUCUAGCAACAGAUAGCUAAUAAAUUAACACCUGA
Molecule: messenger RNA, 699 nt
Organism: Stylonychia lemnae
Lineage: Eukaryota; Ciliophora; Spirotrichea; Sporadotrichida; Oxytrichidae
Source: the annotation of a GenBank genome assembly